AAUUUCUACGAAUAUUCGCAAAAUUUAGCAUUGUGCGAUACGAUAAAACGACAAAGAUGCGACAAUCGAUGAUAAAUUGCAACCAAGUGCAAACCCAAGUAAUAACAGAAGGUCGUUGGAUAGAGGAGGAUUCAUUACCCCAAUCCAGCAAGCACGUAGUGCUCGUUAUUCCUGGGAAUCCAGGUGUUCCGCGAUUCUACGAGGAGUUCAUCAAGGCGCUCUACUCGAGAUUAACUCUGGACACACCUGUGUGGAUCAUCGGACACGCUGGGCACGUCCAACCGCCGGACAACUUGGAGAUUGCUAUGCCCAGUGACGAGAAGUGGGCAGAAUGCUAUAGUUUGAAUGCACAGAUUCAACACAAGGUAGAAUUCAUAAAAAAGUACAUUCCAGAGGAUGCGCAGCUACAUCUUAUUGGACAUUCCAUAGGUGCUUGGUUCGUGCUCAAUUUACUGAAGAAUAAUGACAUUAACGGAAGGAUAAAGAAGUGUUAUAUGUUGUUUCCUACGGUAGAAUAUAUGGCAGAUAGUCCUAAUGGGAUUUUAUUUUGUAACUUUGUAUCACGUAUUGCACCAGUAUUGAUUUUCCUAUCUUGGAUCUUCACAGAAAUGUUUCCAGUCUCUCUACAAUCAUUAAUGAUACGUAUUUUUGGUAUAUUUUGGGGUAUUCCAGCCAGAUCUGUCAAAGCGGUUCAGGAAAUGUUGAAUCCAAAGGUCUUAAGUAGAAUAAUCAAUCUUGCCAGAGAAGAAAUGAAGUAUGUGAAAGAAGCUGACGAUAAGAUUAUAUCAAAACAUAAUGAUAAGCUUUGGUUUUAUUAUGGCGCCAAUGAUGGUUGGACUCCACAGAAAUACUAUAAGAAUAUGAUAUCAAAACAUCCUAAUUUGAAUGUUCAAUUAUGCCAACGUGGUUUCCAACAUUCCUUUGUAUUGAAAAAUGACGUGGAGAUGGGACAUAUCGUAGGCGACCUCAUUAAUGAAGAAUUGAGACAUUGAUGUUUCGUAUUUGAAUUGCAUUUAAUAGUUGCAUUUAUUUUUCGCUUUUUGGUGAUAUUUAGGUAUAUGUUAUGGGUAUAUGCUGGGUAUAUGUGAUGGGUGUAUGUGUGUUUUUUUUUUUUUUGAUCAUUGUUUUGUAGUAUAUUUAUAUUUAUCAUAUUAUUAUUGUUAUUAUUUUAUAUGACUGGAAUUGUUAUAUUCACACAAAGAUAUAUCGAGGAUUUUUAAAAAAUUAUAUAUAUAAAAUUAUAUAUAUAUAUAUAAAAAUUAUAUAUAUAUAAAAAAAUGAACGAAUACUGUACUACGCUCAAUUUAUAUUGUAUAAAA
Cataglyphis hispanica is the source of this 1319-nucleotide messenger RNA. It is a transcript of the gene sturkopf, whose product is annotated as lipid droplet-associated hydrolase. Gene Ontology annotation, molecular function: lipase activity. The record is from RefSeq and is a predicted model, not a curated record. Gene Ontology annotation, biological process: lipid storage. Lineage: Eukaryota; Metazoa; Arthropoda; Insecta; Hymenoptera; Formicidae. The transcript has 3 exons. Bases 57 to 992 code for a protein of 311 amino acids. Gene Ontology annotation, cellular component: lipid droplet.